AAAUGUCACUUUUACUCAUUUCAAUGCUGUAAUCAUUGUAAUGCUGUAAUUAAGCUUGUUUUAAAAUUACUUUAAAAAUUCUUUAAACAAUGCUAGUUCCCCAUCCCCAAAUCCGGGCCCACGAUUCAAAAAAAUUACCAGAACGUUUUAUUUACUUACAUAAAAACAAUUUAACGGGUACGGAUAAUUGAAAUUCCACUAUAAAAUAGGAAAUAAAAUGUAUGUUUGCCUGCAAUAAAAACUAUAGCAAAUUAUAGAACUAUCAAAGAAUUUGUACCUAAAUGUACACCAGAAAGAUGCAUAAAAGAUUUUCAAUAUAUUUAGUUCAGUUAACUAUUCUUAUAACUUUCCUGUUAUUACCAGUAAUAGAGAAUCGUAAAAGAAGACAACGUUACAAAUUCCACACCAGCCCAAAUGAAAGACUUUGUAUACGAGCUGACCAAACUCUCAGAGCUCGCCACAAAAGUUGUUUUCUCCGUCCAGAUACAGGGCCUUGCAGAGCAGAUAUUAUCCAAUGGUAUUAUGAUGUGAGGCAGGCCAGAUGCUAUCGUUUCUUCUGGGGUGGAUGCCAAGGCAAUGGAAACAAAUUUGAGUCAAGGAAAGCUUGCAGACAGUAUUGUAGAUUAAACAUAACUUAUGCUCAAACACGAAUCCCCUUUUUUUGUUCACUGUCGUUUGAGUAUGGCACCUGCUUUGGAUACUUCAAUCGUUGGACGUGGGAUACUCUGACAAAGACGUGCCGACAAAAACUAUACUCUGGUUGUGGAGGUAAUCAGAACAAUUUUCAGAGUCAGGCUGAAUGCUUGGCAACCUGUAUGAAUGCUCCCAAUAAUACACUACAGAAAUCUCAACAGUUUACAACAUGCAUCCCAUUACCCAUACCUGAUAUUCAUUGAGAGGUCUUUAAAAAACAAAUGAAAUACUAUUUAUUGAAUAUGAUUACUGUAAAGUGUAAUAAAAACUCUGUGUGUGAAAUCCUA
Messenger RNA from Maniola jurtina (meadow brown), 980 nucleotides. Its product is annotated as kunitz-type serine protease inhibitor A-like. Gene Ontology annotation, molecular function: serine-type endopeptidase inhibitor activity. Lineage: Eukaryota; Metazoa; Arthropoda; Insecta; Lepidoptera; Nymphalidae. The record is from RefSeq and is a predicted model, not a curated record. The coding region runs from base 282 to 896 and encodes 204 amino acids. The transcript has 4 exons.